Molecule: messenger RNA, 2230 nt
Organism: Spea bombifrons (plains spadefoot toad)
Lineage: Eukaryota; Metazoa; Chordata; Amphibia; Anura; Pelobatidae
Gene: LARP6
Product: La ribonucleoprotein 6, translational regulator
Exons: 3
Coding region: 179-1648 (489 amino acids)
Biological process (GO): RNA processing
Cellular component (GO): nucleus
Molecular function (GO): mRNA binding
Source: RefSeq, a predicted model, not a curated record
AAGCUGCAGUGUGAGGCAGUGCCAGCGCCCGCUCCUCAGGAGGGUCUGGCAGGCUCUGCAUUGGCAUCUGGCUCCCUGCUCUUCCAGCAGACCCCCCCCCCAUCAGACAGGAAACUUCCCGGUGCCCGGCGCACAGACAAGCCGAUAGCGGCCGGCAGUGACCCGCACGGGGACCAGGAUGGAGUCAGGUGCCCCUCCUGCCCUACAGCCCAGCGACGAUAACAGCGAGACCGAGACGGGCGGCCAGCCUGCAGCCUGGGACAAAGGAACACAAGUGCAGAUCACGGUGGCUAUAGAGGCAGCGGACGACGAGGAUGACCCGGACACCAGGGAUUUCAGAGGCGGGCUGGAAGGAGGAAGCUGCAGCGAGGACGAUUACAUCCGCGGUGACAAAUACAGUGGGGCUGCUACCAGCGGAGGAGAGAACGAUGGAGAUGAGCUUGAUCAGGACUGGCAACCUCCUGACCCGGAGCUGAUAAAGAAGCUUGUAGUACAGAUUGAAUACUACCUUUCUGAUGAGAAUUUGGAAAAAGAUGCCUUUCUAUUAAAGCAUGUGAGAAGAAACAAAAUGGGAUUUGUCAGUGUUAAAUUACUUACCUCUUUUAAAAAGGUAAAACACCUCACUCGUGACUGGCGAACCACAGCCUAUGCUUUAAGAUAUUCUGACAUACUUGAACUAAAUGAAGACAGUAGGAAAAUAAGACGAAAGACUCCGGUCCCUGUAUUUCCUAGCGAAAAUCUGCCCAGCAAGAUGCUACUGGUCUAUGAUCUUCAUUUUAUUCCCGAGCUGCAGGGUUUAAAUAAAGAACAGGAAAAUGGCAUUAUGCAGGAAAAGAUCAUGGAACAGCUCCUGAAGAGUUUUGGGACCUUUGGUGUAAUAUCAUCUAUACGUAUCCUCAAACCAGGCAGGGAUCUUCCCUCAGAUGUGAAGAGGUUUAGUAGUAGAUACUCCCAGGUAGGGACUAAAGAUUGCGCAAUAGUGGAAUUUGAAGAGGUAGAAGCGGCUAUCAAAGCACAUGAGACAUUGAGUACAGAAAAUGACACAGAUGACUGUAUUAAGGUGGUUCUGAUUGGUAUGAAACCUCCUAAGAAAAAGAUUCAGAAAGACAGGAGCAAGGAGGAAGAUUCCAAAAAUCUUCGCAAGAGCAAAUCUUUGAAUAAAAGGGUAGAGGAACUCCAGUACACAGGUGAUGAGUCCACAUCUGAACCAGAGAGUAAUCCUAACUCCCCAAUAACAGGAAGAAAAACUCAAACAAAUAACAAGCUGAGUCCCUCUGUUUACCAAAACAACCACUUGAGUCCCAAUGCAUCUCCCAGAAACAGUCCAUGGAGUAGUCCUAGUGGUCAGAGAAAAGGUGUGAAGCAUUCUCCCCUUGCGGAAAGCAUGAGCCCAGAGUUUUCCCGGAAAACCACAGAGUAUUCCUCUGAUAGUAGCAUAACCCCCUCAAGUAGCCCCUGGGUGCAGAGAAGGAGACAAGCUCAGACUGUAACACAAGAGAAAAGUCCAGCCUGUAGCCCCAUGCUAGGAAGGAAAAUACAAAAUGCUGAUGGCUUGCCGCCUGGAGUCCUGAGGCUCCCAAGAGGUCCUGAUGGAACAAAGGGAUUUCACAAUGGAAGUGAAAGGAAUAAACCCAUGCAGAGUUUAUGAAUGCCAUACACCUUUAUGAAACUGGCAAGUCACUAACCUUCAUUAUCAAACUGUCCAGCAGUGUGCUUCAGGCCAGUCCAAGAGUCCAGGUGCUGCACAUUACUUCUGCCUGGAAAGAAGUACCUGUGUUUCAUAUAGACGAAUAUAAAGUCUGUAUUUAUUUUUUUAUCUGAUUUAAUUUGUAUACAUACUUUGUACGUUUACAGCAGCGAAACUGCUUUAUAUUUUUAUUUGUUUCUAGUUUUGUUGCAAAACUAUUUUUAAUUUCGUUUUUUCUUCACUGCGUGUCUAAAGUGAUCUUACAGCAGAGGAACUGCUUAAUAUUUUUAUUUGAUUCUAGUUUUGUUUCAAAACUAUUUUUAAUUUUUUUUCUUCUUCACCUGUUCUCUAAAGCAAUGUUUCACCCUAAUGUUCACCUAAGCCCUGUUCCCAGGAGAGUAAUAUGUUGCUUAUUUCAGUGUCUUAAGGCGGAUAAUACUACUUUGAUGCAAUGCUGUUCGUAAACUUCAAAAGACAUAACUGUAUAUAAAGAAUGUAUAUUUUCUGUGAUGUGAAAUUAAAGAUACCAUAAGCAUAAACAAA